Molecule: messenger RNA, 2624 nt
Organism: Scleropages formosus (Asian bonytongue)
Lineage: Eukaryota; Metazoa; Chordata; Actinopteri; Osteoglossiformes; Osteoglossidae
Gene: blmh
Product: bleomycin hydrolase
Exons: 12
Coding region: 116-1474 (452 amino acids)
Biological process (GO): proteolysis; response to toxic substance; L-homocysteine catabolic process
Cellular component (GO): cytoplasm
Molecular function (GO): cysteine-type aminopeptidase activity
Source: RefSeq, a predicted model, not a curated record
UGUUUCCGGGACACGGAUCGGACCGACGAGUCGGCGAGUGAGACCGUAAACAAAGAGCAUAGUGUCCGAAAUCCGGCACCUUUCCAGCGCAGAGCCCACAAGAGCCGCCGCAGCCAUGGAUACCGGACUGAGCCAGGACAAGAUCGCCUCCUUCACCAAGCGUCUUCGAGCAGAGCCCCGCUACCUGCUGGCUCAGAAUGUAUCCACCUGUAUCGACCCGCUGGAGGUGUGCCUGCACCGGCAGACGGUUCAGGACACUGUGCACGUGUUCCAGCACUCCAUCCCCACGGAAGGCAAACCUGUCACCAACCAGAAGAGUUCAGGGAGAUGUUGGAUCUUCUCCUGUCUCAAUGUGAUGCGUUUGCCUUUUAUGAAGAAGUUCAACAUUGAGGAGUUUGAGUUCAGUCAGUCAUACCUCUUCUUCUGGGACAAGGUGGAACGCUGCUACUACUUUCUGCAUGCAUGCGUCGAGACUGCCCUCCGUAAUGAGCCCGUGGAUGGGCGUCUUGUCCAGUUCCUGCUGUCCAACCCCACCAAUGAUGGAGGCCAGUGGGACAUGUUGGUCAACCUCAUCGAAAAAUACGGAGUUGUGCCAAAGAAGUGCUUCCCAGAGUCUCACAGCUCUGAGGCAUCUCGCAGGAUGAAUGAUAUUCUCAAUCACAAGCUAAGGGAGUACUGUUUGCGGUUGAGGAACAUGGUGAGCAGCAACUACAGCAAAGCAGAGUUGUCUGAUGCCAUGGACACCAUGAUCGAGGAGGUGUUUCGUGUCGCCAGUGUAUGUCUGGGCACCCCCCCAGAGACUAUCUGUUGGGAGUACCGGGACAAGGACAAGAACUUCCACCGCAUGGGUCCGCUGACACCGCAGGAGUUCUAUGUUCAGCAUGUCAAGCCCCUCUACAACGUACAGGACAAGGUGUGCCUUGUGAAUGACCCGCGACCCCAGAACCCUUAUGCGAAGUUAUACACUGUGGAGUAUUUGGGCAACAUGGUGGGUGGGAGAAGGACCCUGUACAACAACCAGCCCAUCCAUCUUCUCAAGCAAGCUGCUGCAGCAUCCAUCAAGGAAGGGGAGGCGGUGUGGUUUGGCUGCGACGUGGGGAAGCACUUCCAUGGCAAGCUGGGCAUAAAUGACAUGAAUGUGUUCAACCACGAGCUGGUGUUCGGCAUCUCUGUCAAGAACCUGACUAAGGCAGAGAGGCUGAUCUAUGGGGACUCCCUCAUGACCCAUGCUAUGAUUCUCACUGCUGUCACUGACAAGGAGGAGGAGGGAGAGUAUGAGAAGUGGCGUGUGGAGAACUCCUGGGGCGAUGACCGCGGGAACAAAGGUUACCUGAUCAUGACGGACGAGUGGUUCUCGGAGUACGUGUAUGAAAUUGUGGUGGACAAGCGCUUUGUGCCUCAAGAGGUCCUGGAUGUGGUGAAGCAAGAGCCCAUUGUGUUGCCCGCCUGGGAUCCGAUGGGAGCUCUCGCAUAACUGCAGACAGCCAAAGGGACCUGACCCUCUCUAUCGCCGCUCAUAGCCCUGGUCUGUGUGACUCCACUCCAUUGCGCCCUCCGACCCGUCCAAAGACUUCAAGCAGCGGACUGUUCUAGACAAAGGAUUUUUUUUCUUCUAAAUUGGAACUCCACAGCUUUUUCCCAUUCUCCCAUUGAAUUACUUUUUGCAUUUCUCUCCCUUUCCUCAGUUAUGUAACUCAUUCAUUAUUUUUAUUUUUUUUUUUUUAAUGUUUGAUUCAUAAAUCUUACAGGCUCCAUUUGAUACCCCUCUCUGAGCUCUCUAUUUCCCACCCCUGUUGCCUGGCACUGCCUGUCCAUCUGGGCACGCAGCUGGUACCCUGCCUCUUCUUCGCAUCGCCCCCUUGUGGCAAAACAAGCUGGCAACAUCACCAGCUGCCACUGGUCCCAACCACCAUACACACUGUUCCAGGGAAUCACAGAAUUCAGAGUGACCUGUUUCUUAGCAUUCGACUUUUUACUUUUGUCUUCCUCGAUAUAAAACAACAGGAUUAUUUUGUAUGCAGUACGUUACAUAUGUUAUACUGGGAAUGCUGUGAUACUGCCCCUGGGUACCAUGAUGGAAUAUGCACCAAUCUGUCCAUGUUCUGUUGGACAUUACCCUGGAUAGGAGAGUCAGACAAAAAUAAUGGUAGUAACAAAUAGAGAAGUGGUAUUCUGUAGGAGGUUCAUCGUUAGAUUUCUGAAUGCAUCUUUUAUCGAAGUGGUGAUGGCAGAACUUCUGUACAGUGGGUUUACAACUUCCACCUCCUGCAGUGUGUGUAUCAUAAGGACUCCUGAUAGAACAUAUUGACGGGGUGGCAGACCUGGAGGCGCGACUGCAUUGGACGCAUAGAGACAGAGCAACUAGAGUGGCUCUGUGUGUUAAAAGCCAGAGGAAAAUGUAUGCCAGAGCGCUCCCUACAACAUUAUUUACAUACAUAUGAAUUUUCUUUUUUUUUUUAGUGAAAUGGUGUGUAGUUUUUCUUUUUUAGAAAAAAUCUGAACAUGACUGACAAUGGGAAAGUUCUGAGAGUUUUUGUCUAUGUCAAAUUCCCUUCCUCCUGAUAGGUCUCCUAUUACAGUUUGUGAAAAGAGAGAAAUAAGAAGAAUCAGAUAAAACUCUUUUG